Molecule: messenger RNA, 1410 nt
Organism: Chironomus riparius
Lineage: Eukaryota; Metazoa; Arthropoda; Insecta; Diptera; Chironomidae
Source: the annotation of a GenBank genome assembly
AUGGGAAAUUUUGUUCAAAAAUUCACCACCAAGUUCCAAAAUCUUGUGAAAUGUUUGAAGUUAAAGUUGAAUAGAAAGCAGUCAGUUCCAAAAUUCAUUUUGUUCCAAGACUUCUUUCUUUGUGAAAGACUUUCAAGGAAAUUAGGCUUUACAUUUCUUUUAAAUCCUAAAAACCCACCCAAUAAGUUUGCUAGGUUUAAUGGAAUCUUAAAUCAAGUUGCACAGAUCACUUUCAUGAUUCUAUUCCUAGUUUCAAUAAUAAUAUCCGUUCAAGAAGGAAAACUGUUGACAGUAAUUGAGAAUGUGUGUAUGGCAGGAAUUUUAUGUUAUAUCCUCGUCAAGCUUUAUGUUGUUUUCUAUAAAAAUAAGAAUAAGAUCUCAGAGAUCAUAGCAAAGCUGGAUGAACACUAUCCUCAUUCUGGUGUUGAUCAGCUUGAGUACAGAACAAAGAAUUAUUGGAAAAUUUUGAAUAUAAUGAAUGCAGUCUACAAUGUUGCUUAUUACAUAGUUCCAUACUUCUGUCUCAUGCCAUUUCUCAGGCAAAUUUAUGCUGCAUAUAUGUCGAUAGAACUAGAAUGGGAAUCUAUUUUUACACUAAACUUAGGAUUUGAUCAACAAAAUCCUGUUAUUUAUGGAUUAAUAUAUAUUAUCGAAGCUUGGUACAUCCUAUUUGGAGCUUUCUUUCCACUCUGUUCUGACUUAUUGUAUGCUAGCCUAAUGCAGAUUCUUGUUAUGGAACUUGACACUCUUGGGCAAGUCAUAAGUGAAAUUGCCUUUAAAAACAGCGAAGAAGAUGUCAUGAAAGAUAUUAAAGUGCUUGUGGAUAUUCAUCAGGAAUUAAUUGAAGUUGCUGAAAAACUGGAGGAAAUAUUUUCUCCAAUAAUUCUUAUCAAUGUGCUUGGAUCAAUAAUAGGACUGUGCACUGCUAGUUUUCUUUCUGUUUCAGGAGUUAGUGGAUAUUUUAUUGCAAAAUACUUUUUGCUGCCAAUCAUUGUGUCUAUACAAAUAUUUGUUCAAUGCUAUUUUGCACAACGAUUGAUUGACUCAUCAUCUUCUAUUACCACAUCAGUUUACAAUACAGAAUGGUACAACAGUAGUGUUAAAGUCCAAAAGUUUAUUCUAUUGAUUAUGAUCAGAGCUCAGAAGACACAAGCUAUCACUGCUUUAAAGUUCUUUGAUGUAUCAUUAGAGACUUUUCAAUGGGCAACAAUGUUUGCAUACACAUAUGAGCGAGAGAGCGAUGAUGAUGAUGAAGGUGAUGAAUCCUUUUACAUAUUUUCACACUUUGAUAACUUCCUUGACUCACUUCCGCCUUUUUUUUCAUAUGCACAGCGAGCAAAAAGAAGAAAGAUUGAAAAAUAUUUUUCGUGUGAGUUCCAGCCACCCUCGAAGAAGAGUUUCAAGACAUAA